Peniophora sp. CBMAI 1063 is the source of this 1626-nucleotide messenger RNA. NCBI's taxonomy places the organism in Eukaryota, Fungi, Basidiomycota, Agaricomycetes, Russulales, Peniophoraceae. The record is from the annotation of a GenBank genome assembly.
AUGUCGCCCGUGACCGCUAUCCUCAUUGCACUCGCUUUCGCGCUCUUUUUGCGUCUUGCACAUGCUGCCUACUCUCGAUGUGUCAAGAAUCUUGCUUUGCGCAACAUCCGUGGACCAUCUAGAGCUUCUUUCUUAACAGGGAACUUAGCUCAAUUGAACAAUACCGAUGGCUUGAGCUUCUUGAAUAAUCUACUCAGUGAAUACGGUCCUGUAUCGAAGCUUCAUGGUCUCUGUGGCGAUACCGUGCUCUGUACAUCCGACCCUCGCGCGCUCUCGCAUAUCUUACUUAUAGAACCGGACAACUUCCCAGAGAUUGACUUCACCGGGACGACGCAAGUUCUCCAGUACAUGUUCGGGCCCGGCCUGGUCACGACGAAUGGUGCACGCCAUCGUCAACAACGCAAGUUGCUCAACCCUCUGUUCUCAACGACACACAUGCGCCACAUCUCGCCUCUGGUCAACCUCAUCACCAAGCAGUAUCGAGACCACCUCACUGGUCAGACUCUGACAGGCGGCGCAUGCGUCGAUGUGGCACCCGGACUCGCGCGCCUGGCACUCGAAGUCAUCGGCCAGUGCGGAUUCGGACAUACAUUCAAUGCUCUUCACGGAGGAGCGUCCGAGUACAUCCGCGCUGCGAAGGAGAUCCUUCCGUCUACCACAGCCCUGGCUCCGCUCAUCGUCAUCAUCGUAGCAUCUGGCCUGUCUAGACUACCACCCUCUCUGCUUCGGCUCGUCGGUGGCGCGCUUGCAUGCGUUCUUCCGCCCUUGAAGAGUCUCAUGUCCGGUGUCGACACACUCUACUCAACUGCGCGAGGCAUCUGGGAAGCAAAGAAGGCCGCGCUCGCUGCGGGAGAUGCCGUUCUAAAGGAGUCAGUCGCCCAAGGAGGGGAUCUUCUAGGGGUUCUACUGAUGGAAAACACCGUAGCAGAUGGCGCCAAUAGAUUGUCCGAUGAUGAGCUGCUGGCUCAGUUGAACACUCUCAUCGUAGCUGGCGCCGAGAGCACAUCGACGGUCUUAUGUCGCAUUCUUUACCAACUAGCGUGCCAUCCGGAGACCCAGGAGCGAUUACGUACCGAGCUCAUCUCUCCGGGCGAGGAUCUGGAGUACGAUAUCUUGAUGAAUCUGCCCCUUCUCGACGCGGUCUGUAGUGAGACUAUGCGUCAACAUACGUUCUUCCCGUUUCGCAGUCGCUUGACUUCGAAAGCAUCUGUCAUCCCGUUUACCAAUGGAGAUGUUGUCCGCGUCCCUGCUGGUACAGAGGUCAUAAUGAACUGCCAUGGUCUCAAUACGGACCCUUCCAUCUGGGGAGCUGAUGCGCAAGAUUGGAAGCCGGACCGCUGGCUUGGACCGCUACCUGAGAGUGUCGCAGCGGCGAAGAUCCCGGGGAUAUACCGCCACUCGAUGGCAUUUUUAGGCGGCCCCAAGUCGUGCAUCGGCUAUACUCUCGCCAUACUUGAACUUAAGACCGCUCUUGCGGUGCUUUUACCUAUGUUUCGCUUCGACCUUCCUCAGCACCAUGAGAUCGUCUGGCGCUUCGGAAUCACGAUCUCCCCGAGCGUCAAGGGCGACGAAAGCUUCAACCCCACUAUGCCGUUACUGGUCGAACGCUUGGAUACCUUGAACUGA